AUGGCCAGACAAUGGGUUCUAACGAGCCAGGAAGGCUUCGAGACCUCCCUGGAGUAUCAGCAGGAUGUCAAAAUACCAUCAGCCCACGAAUUGGGUCCCCGUGAGGUUCUUGUUCGCAUGCAUGCUGCGAGUUUGAACUAUCGCGAAAUAAUCAUCCCAGGUCCUGUGGCCGCCAUGGGUCCGAUCACGCCACCGCUCAUUCCAGGCUGUGACGGCGCUGGCAUAGUAGAAGGCCUGGGGUCGUCUGUGCGCGAUUUCAGUCUAGGCGAUCGAGUACUCACGCACGUCGCUUCUAAACUCGCUGAAUCUCGUGGAGACGAUGCACUGGCGGGCCUAGAUGAUGCGCAUGCCUGCCUCGGUCAAGGAUCUGAUGGUACGCUUCGAUCCCAUGGUGUUUUCUCUGAAGCGGGUCUUGUCCACGCGCCCAAGUCUCUCGACUUGCUUCCUGCUGCUACGUUGUGCUGCGCAUGGGCUGCCGCGUGGAACGGCCUGUUUGGACCGGGCUCGUGGGUGCUUGUUCAAGGCACCGGCGGGCUUAGUAUUGCAGCUCUGCAGCUCGCUGUGGCAGUCGGUGCGACUGUGAUCGCGACCACAUCGUCUGAGGAGAGGGCGGCUCGUCUAAAGACUCUGGGUGCAACGCACGUUAUCAAUUACCAGGUCAAUCCGAAAAGUUGGGGUGAGGAAGCCCGACGCCUGACUCCUGAUGGAAGAGGCGUGGAUUUUGUCGUCGAUGUUGGUGGCAAUGAAACCCUCCCUCAUUCGCUGGCGGCUGUGCGGGUGGAUGGAAUUGUUCUAGCCAUGGGUCAAGUUGGGGAGUCCACCGUCGAUGCUGUGCCAAUGUUCGCCGCUCUGCUGCAUACGUGCAUUGUUCGUGGCAGUCUGGCCCACAGCCGCAACCAAUUUCGGGAGUUGAUUCGCUUCAUUGAUGACCACAAGAUUGUGCCGGCGGUCGAUGAUGUGGUAUUCGAGCUGGCCGAGGCAAAGAGUGCAUACAGGCGUCUCAAGAAUAAGAAACACUUUGCUAAAGUUUUGAUCAGGAUUGAUUGA
Molecule: messenger RNA, 1047 nt
Organism: Penicillium vulpinum
Lineage: Eukaryota; Fungi; Ascomycota; Eurotiomycetes; Eurotiales; Aspergillaceae
Product: zinc-dependent alcohol dehydrogenase family protein
Exons: 3
Coding region: 1-1047 (348 amino acids)
Molecular function (GO): oxidoreductase activity
Source: RefSeq, a predicted model, not a curated record